AGCCUGGGAACUACCGCUGGCACAGGCCGGUGUGUCCUGCCGCUAAGAUGGCGGCUCCCUUGGUGCUGGUGCUCUUGGUGGCCGUGACAGUUCGGGCCGUGCUGUUUCGCUCCAGCCUGGCCGGGCUCAUCUCGGAGAGGGUGGAGGUCGCGUCCCCUUUAAAUGCCUGGAAGCGAGUGGUCGAGGGGCUAGCCUUACUUGAUUUGGGCGUGUCUCCAUAUUCUGGUGAUGUUUUUCAUGAAACUCCACUAAUAAUAUACCUCUUUCACUUCCUGAUUGAUUAUGCUGAGCUAGUAUUUAUGAUUACAGAUAUGUUGACUGCUGUCGCUCUCUAUUUGGCCGUUCAGGAUUACAACAAAGUUACGUUUAAAAAGCAAAAACUACUAAUAGAACUGGAUAAAUAUGCACCUGAUGCAACUGAGCUUAUUCGGACCCCCAUGGAAAUGUACUACAUCCCUCUCAAGGUUGCACUGUUUUAUCUCUUAAAUCCAUAUACUGUGAUGUCUUGUGUUGCAAAGUCCACUUGUGCCAUCAACAAUACCGUAAUUGCAUUCUUCAUUUUGGCAACAAUUAAAGGUAGUGCCUUGCUCAGUGCUGUAUUUCUGGCCUUAGCAACAUACCAGUCCCUGUACCCUCUCACCUUGUUUGCGCCAGCCGUUCUGUAUUUAUUGCAGCGUCAGUUCAUACCAGUGAAAAUGAAAAGCAAAGGCUUCUGGCUUUACACCAUGCAGUAUGCAGCUCUGUAUUUGGGAAGCCUGGUGGUGAUUAUUUGUCUCUCAUUCUUCCUCCUCAACUCUUGGGAUUUUAUUCCGUCUGUGUAUGGUUUCAUCCUUUCCGUUCCAGACCUGACACCCAACGUUGGCCUCUUCUGGUACUUCUUUGCUGAAAUGUUCGAGCACUUCAGCCUCUUUUUCGUGUGCGUCUUUCAGAUCAACGUCUUCUUUUAUACUAUUCCCUUGUCGGUGAAACUAAAGGAGCACCCCAUCUUCUUCAUGUUUGUUCAACUUGCCAUAAUUUCCAUCUUCAAGUCCUACCCAACUGUGGGAGACAUUGCCCUUUACAUGGCCUUCCUUCCACUCUGGAGCCACCUGUAUCAGUUCCUCCGGAAUGUCUUCAUCCUCUCCUGUGUGCUCAUUGUCUGCUCCCUGCUCUUCCCGGUUUUAUGGCAUCUUUGGAUUUAUGCAGGAAGUGCCAACUCAAAUUUUUAUUACGCCAUCACUUUGACGUUCAACGUAGGACAGAUCUUGCUCAUCUCAGACUAUUUCUACGCCUUCCUGCAGAGGGAGUACUACCUCACUCAUGGAAUCUACUUAAUUCGAAAAGACAGGACAGACCCCAUGCUGGUUCUCAAAUAAAGUUGGCAUCUGAUGCGACUGUGGGAACAGACAACGGAUGAUACUUGGGGUGGGGUGGGGAGAUACCUUUUUUUUGCAUAUGGUGAACGGGCUCCUGUUUGGGGAAUAUCCAAUUUAGUGCUGGUACAAAGCGUGAUGCAGAGAGCAUGAGAAUGGUUGAGAAGCCCACCUGGGUAGCCCACAGCCGCUUCAGAAUCUUCUUGUCACCGCUGUGAAUGCCACUCAUCAGUUCUGGAUAAUUCCUCGGGACUUGGUGAAAUGCAUUUGAAAUGACACCAAGGAGGGGUCUUGCAUCCAGGCAAGUGACAAGGCCCAUGGGUGGUGAUUUUUUAAUAUUAUUAUUUCUUGGGGAAACUCCUGGGAAUUUUCUCCUUGGGGAAAGGAAUAACUUCAGCAAGCGUUUAUUUGGUUCCUCUUGCUGCUCUGCUUCCAUUGCUUGAAUUGGCAGCUCACCUGCCUGAUGUACAGGGAUCCUUGUGCCCUUGGGAGAGAAUGGGCAGCUACUCUUGGACACUUACUCUCCUUGCACUGAUACUGGAAACUGGGAGGCCCCAAAUGUUCUGUGUACAGUUUUAUGCUCCGGACAAAUGGUCAGUUUGAUGUGCAUCAGAGUGGAGCUGCCAUUGGAACCAGCCUGGGAGACAUGGAGAUUUGCAUUCCGCUGCUUGUAACCCAAGAAUUCGGAGGACGUUUGAAGGAAUGGCCAGGUGGAUCAAACUUGUUCACUUUUCUUUAACGGGGAAACACUAUGGAAAUGCAAAUGAAUUGUUCACGUGCAAUCUUAGGAAAAUGAAAAUUAAGAGUUACGGAAAACCCAAAGCGAAUGCAUUAUUGACCAGAGAGGUCAUGGUUGGGCUACAUAAUCCAUUCAGCUUUUAAGAUUCAUAGGAAAAUUAUUCUUCCCAUUUCUUCCCAACCCUACCUCCUCUCUUUUUUGGAGCAUGAUACACACUCUUAGAUCUCUAAGAUUUGAGGCCAGAAAGCACAAAAGUGGGAGCACUGUGAAUGGAAUGUUUGGGCCCAACAAUAGUUAUAACCAUUACAUAUUCUACCCAAAGUGUUACUGUUUUAGUAGGAGAAGCAGUAAAUUGUGACUGUAUUAGAAAAGCAGCUAUGCAAAAAUGGCUACCCCACCCCACCCGCUUUUAAUGCUUGUGUGUUGAGUUGGUUCACUUCCCUUCAGUAACCAAGAGACAGGUAUUUUUGUUUGGAGAUGGCUGGCAUUUUUAACUCUUCUAACCCAGCACAGCUACGGCUAGUUUCUCUGACAUGUUAAUUUUACCAGCGGAGUGGUUCCCUCACCGGGUAGCCAAAUGAGACCCAGCCAAACUCCUAAAGCCCAGAAGAGGCCCACCUUGAUAACUAUAAGCAGAAGAAAUUAAUUUUAGACCCACUGAAUCUGUAAUUUAUUGCCCUCUGUAAUUUUUUUAAUUUUAUUUUUUGCAAAGUUGCUCUACAGGCUAUAGCUUCCUUUCUCUUACAGUGUAUUAAAGCAAUCUUUCAGAAGGGAUUUUUUAAAAAUAAAAAUAAAAAAAGCUUGCCUUAUUAAA
This is a messenger RNA of Zootoca vivipara (common lizard), 2905 nucleotides long. RefSeq names its product phosphatidylinositol glycan anchor biosynthesis class U (gene PIGU). Gene Ontology annotation, cellular component: membrane; GPI-anchor transamidase complex. The record is from RefSeq and is a predicted model, not a curated record. Gene Ontology annotation, biological process: attachment of GPI anchor to protein. NCBI's taxonomy places the organism in Eukaryota, Metazoa, Chordata, Lepidosauria, Squamata, Lacertidae.